This is a messenger RNA of Dryobates pubescens (Downy woodpecker), 3195 nucleotides long. It is a transcript of the gene HELQ, whose product is annotated as helicase, POLQ like. The transcript has 18 exons. NCBI's taxonomy places the organism in Eukaryota, Metazoa, Chordata, Aves, Piciformes, Picidae. Gene Ontology annotation, molecular function: nucleic acid binding; ATP binding. The coding region runs from base 1 to 3168 and encodes 1055 amino acids. The record is from RefSeq and is a predicted model, not a curated record.
AUGGCGGAGGACGGCCUGGCCGUGCGGAGGAAGAGCCGCCCCGGCGCCGCCCGCAAGCGGAGCCGCGCCGCGCCGCCGCCCGGCGCCGCCUGCUCGCCCCUGCCUCGCAAGAGACCCAGCCCCGGCGGCGAGGAGCCCCCGGCGGAGCUGCCGCACAGCAAUGACAGUGAGGAGGAUCUCUUUGGUGACUACGAUGGCUCCUGUGGCAGCCACUCUUGGCUGGCACGAGGGGAUGACCUCGGGCACAAGUCCCUGCAGGAUAAGGGUGAGGGCUUUCAGGCAGCUGAAGACAUCCUCCUUCAGCCAGGAACUGAGCAGGAAGAUCAUCCCUGUGCCCCAGAAACCCCUGCAGGCCUUGGGGCUGGCCAGGAGGAUGCUUUGGAGCUGGGGGAAGGUGCCCUGCCGGCUGGCAGGCAGGAGGCCUCUGAAGCUGCUUUGGAUGAUCUGCCAUCGUCCCAGCUUUUGUAUUUUGAGCAGCUCAAGGAGCCUCCUCCUGCUCCUGGAGCACCUCCAGCCCCAGGCAGGAGGAGCAAGUGUGGCAGUCCUUCCUUGGCCAAAACCAGGACUCCAUCCUCCUCUUCUUGUCCUGCUGCCGAAGACAGGAGCCAGCCUCCUGCCUUGCCCUCGGACUCCAAGGGUGGCUCAGUUAACACUGAGAGCCUCCAAGCCCACCUGAAAAGUGCCCUGAGUGGAAAUGCCAAGGCCCAGACUCUGCAGCCUUCCAAGACCAAGCAGCUGCAGGAGGCUGUGCUGUCCAAAGAGCUUUGUGUGGCCAGGAAAGCCUUCGAGGCUCCUUCUGCCGACCGGGGACCUUUCUAUGGCUUACCCAGCAGAGUGGAGGAGCUCUUCAGACAGCUGCGAGGCAUCCAAGCACUUUAUGCCUGGCAGCACCACUGCCUGACCUUGGAAUCCCUGCAGCAGAGAAGGAAUUUGAUCUACUCCUUGCCCACCAGUGGGGGCAAAACCCUUGUGGCUGAAGUCCUGCUGCUGCAGGAGCUGCUGUGCAGGCAGAAGGAUGUGCUGAUGAUCCUGCCCUAUGUUGCCAUCGUGCAGGAAAAGGUCAGGGGGCUAUCAAGCUUUGGGGUGGAGUUGGACUUCCUGGUUGAAGAAUAUGCAGGAAGCAAAGGAAGAUUCCCCCCCCUGCAGAGGAGGAGGAGGAAGUCUCUCUACAUAGCCACCAUAGAGAAAGGCCAUGCCCUGGUCAACUCCCUGAUUGAGGCAGGGAGGCUGCCUGAGCUGGGGCUGGUGGUGGUGGAUGAGCUGCACAUGCUGGGGGAGGGCACUCGAGGAGCAGCCCUGGAAAUGGCUCUGGCCAAGAUUCUCUACAGCAGCAAGGACACCCAGAUCGUCGGCAUGAGUGCGACCCUCAGCAACGUGGGCGAGCUGCAGAGCUUCCUGCGGGCGGAGUGCUACAGCAGCCACUUCCGGCCGGUGGAGUUAAAAGAAUAUGUGAAGGUUGGAGCCAGCAUCUACAGAGUGGACAGCCAGGCAGAAGGAGGCUUCACCUUUGCAAGGCUCCUCAGCUUCAAGUAUUCCAGCAGCCUGGAGAGAGCAGACCCUGACCACAUCCUUGCCCUGGUGACUGAGGUGAUCCCUCAGCACUCCUGCCUCAUCUUCUGCCCCACCAAGAAGAACUGUGAGAACGUGGCUGUGCUGGUCAGCAAGUACCUCAGCAGAGACUUCCGGGCUCACAGGGCGAGGGAGAAGGAGCAGCUGCUGCGGAGCCUGCGGGCCGCUGGCAGUGGCAGUGUGUGUCCUGUGCUGAAGCAGACCAUCCCCUGGGGCGUCGCUUACCACCACAGUGGCCUCACCAGCGACGAGAGGAGGAGCAUCGAGGAGGCCUACUCUGCAGGGGUGCUCUGCCUGCUGGCCUGCACAGCCACGCUGGCUGCUGGAGUCAACCUGCCAGCCAGGAGGGUCAUCCUCAGAGCCCCUUACGUGGGGAGGGACUUGCUGAAGCGGACUCAGUACAAGCAGAUGGUCGGCAGGGCCGGGCGGGCUGGCAUCGACUGCGCCGGCGAGAGCAUCCUCCUCCUGCAGGAGAAGGACAGGCACCUGGUUCAGGAGCUGGUUUCCAGUCCUUUGGAGAACUGUUACAGCAACCUGCUGCAGGAGCAGGCCAAGGGGCUGCAGAGCCUCCUGCUCUCCCUGGUGGGGCUGAAGAUAGCAGUGACCCCGGAGGAAAUCCACUCCUUCAUCAGGGGGACACUGCUGGGUGUGCAGCAGCAGCAGCUGCUGAAGGGGAAGAGCCUGGAGGAGAUCACUGAAGAGGGGCUGGAAAGCCUGGUGAAGGAAGGGCUGCUGCAGGAAAGCAGAUCUGAGAAGGAGCACAAGUCCCAGAGCCCCCUCAGAGUCACCCCCCUGGGCAGAGCUGCAUACAAAGGCUCCAUCGACCUGGCUCACUGCAGGCAGCUCUACAGGGAUCUGAGGAGGGGCCUGGAGGGGCUGCUGCUGGAGAGCAGCCUCCACCUCCUCUACCUGACCACCCCCUACGAGCUGGCUGCAGGCUGCAGCCCCGACUGGCUGAUCUACCUGCAGCAGCUCUCCCAGCUGAGUGCCGCCGAGCAGAGGCUGCUGCACAGCCUGGGGCUGCCUGAGAGCUUCAUCGCCAGGAAGGCCUCUGGGCAGGUGGUCAGCAAGGCCGUGGACACUGCUGUGGUCAACAGGCUCUACCUGACCCUUGUCCUCUACAGCCUGCUGAAGGAGACCAACCUCUGGAGUGUGGCAGAGAAGUUCAGCAUGUCCAGAGGCCAUGUGCAGAGCCUGCUCAGCUCUGCUGCCUCCUUUGCCUCCUGUGUCCUGCACUUCUGUGAGGAACUGGAUGAAUUCUGGGUGUACAAAGCCCUGCUGGCAGAGCUCACCAAGAAGCUGACCUACUGUGUGCAGCCAGAGCUCAUCCCCCUGAUGGAGGUGGCAGGGGUGCAGGAGGCUCGAGCCAAGCAGCUGCACAGGGCAGGCUACAGGACCCUGGCACACCUGGCUCAUGCCCAGCCUGCAGCCCUGGUGAGCAGGGUUGGGCUCCUGUCCCACAGGCAGGCCUGCCAGAUUGUCUCAUCUGCAAAGAUGCUGCUGAGUGAAAAAGCUGAGGCUCUGCAGGAGGAAGUUGAAGAGCUCCUGAAGGUCCCCACAGAUGCUCCAGGGAGCCCUCAGCCUGCAGGCAGCUCCUGAAGCCAGCCCUGGGGAUGUUUUAAUGGC